This is a messenger RNA of Fragaria vesca subsp. vesca, 4645 nucleotides long. RefSeq lists its product as uncharacterized. The record is from RefSeq and is a predicted model, not a curated record. NCBI's taxonomy places the organism in Eukaryota, Viridiplantae, Streptophyta, Magnoliopsida, Rosales, Rosaceae. The coding region runs from base 13 to 4416 and encodes 1467 amino acids. The transcript has 9 exons.
AGGAAGACGAAGAUGUUCAGGAUUCACAGGAAUAGGCCGGCCAAGUCCGGCGAGAGAAUCGAUUUCAAGUUCUCACAGUUCAAGGCCGUUCAGGUGCCGAGAGGAUGGGACAAGCUGUUUGUGUCUAUUGUGUCUGUGGAAACUGGGAAGCCGAUUGCGAAGUCGAGCAAGGCUGUGGUGCGUAAUGGGAGCUGUCAGUGGAGUGAGGCGCUUUCGGAGUCUAUAUGGAUUUCGCAGGAUGAUAAUUCCAAGGAGAUGGAAGAUUGUUUCUUCAAGCUGGUGGUUGCCAUGGGAUCGGCUCGAUCUGGAAUCCUUGGAGAGGCUACAGUCAAUAUGUCAGAUUAUAUAACUUCAAGUUCUACUGCCCCAGUUUCUCUUCCAUUGAAAAAGUGCAACUAUGGGACAGUGUUACAGGUGAAAAUUAACUGCCUAAAGCCAAGAGCAAGGGUCAGGGAUGUAGAUUCAAAAGAAACUAGCAGUUUUUUGGAAGAACAAAAUGCAAGUGGUAAUUUUGUUGACGGCAAAUCAGAUGGAUCUGAUAGUACAUCUGGAAGGAGUCUCGGAUCUUCCUCCACAAAAGAUUUUGGCUUGACCUCAAAUCCUGGAGAACCUGGAAGUAGGGGAAGUAGUUUCUCUGCUGUAGGUUCACAUUGCAGCUAUGAAUCAGUAGAGGGUUCUGUAAGAAGGGGCCCUGUUUCCCCAGAAAGCAACCUUAGUGGUGAAGGGAACCUCAUGAUUGGAAGACAAGAUUCAACUGGCUCUCAAACUAAUUCCAUGCCUGGCAGUUUCCCAGCCAUUCCUUAUCCAUCCAAUCAUUCAUCAUUUAACUCCAGGAUCACAGGUUCAGGAAAUCAUUCCCAGAAUUCUCGCAAAGAUAUUCCAGGAUCACCUUUGAGAACCACUGGUUCUUCUAAAAACCUCCUGGAAACCGCAGAAGUUACUAUUGAAGAGCUACAUGCAGAAGCUAAGAUGUGGGAGAGGAAUGCACGGAAACUAAUGCUUGAUUUGGAUAUACUGAAGGCAGAAUUCUCUGAUCAGUCAAAAAAACAGGCAAAUUUGAAUAUGGAGCUUUCAGCAGCGUAUGCAGAACGUGAUAGCUUGAAGAAAGAAGUUGAGCACUUAAAAGUGUCAUUUGGGAGUUCAGCAAUGAGACAAACAGGUAGCAAGGAUUUACCUCAAGUUGGAGUUUCUCAUAUAGAGAAGGCAUUACAAGAUGAACUGAAGUUUCAAAAAGAAUCCAUUGCCAAUCUGGACCUGCAGUUGAAGAGGAGCCAAGAAUCGAAUAUUGAGCUGGUUUCCAUUCUCCAGGAGCUGGAAGAGACAAUUGAAGAACAAAAGAUGGAGUUAGAGAAUCUGUUAGAACUACAAUCAAAAUUUAGUGAAAUGGAAAAUUCAAUCCAAAUAACUGCAGAAGAGAACAGCAAUCUAACGCGUCAGCUGCAAAAAUUGCAGGAAUCAGAGAACAAGCUACAAGAUAUGGUGCAACAGCUGGAACAGGCUCUUGAUGAGAAAAACUGUGAUGUAGAGAAGGGGUCAGGUCUGGAAAAACGAAGCCUUUCGGAUAUUGAGAUGGAAUACCGAAGUACAAUAUUUGAUAAAGAAGAAGAGAUUAUUCAAUUGAAAGAGAAGCUAUCUGAGUCUCUGAAAGAAACGCAUUCUGCAGACAUGGGGUCCAUUACCAUGAAUGGAGGCGAAACAGAUUUGGUCAGACAGAUUGAAGUCUUAAAAGAAAAGUUGCACGAGCUGGAGACAGAUUGCAAUGAGCUGACGCAGGAAAACCUUGAACUCUUAUUCAAGCUUAAGGAAGCAAAGAACAUUUCCGCAGGGGGACAUGCACCUGUUGAUCUUCCCACCACUGAGCUUUUGAUGGAUUUGUUUACCAGCUCUGAGUCCAAAGUCACUGAAAGGAAAUCUUACAUGAAAAAUGCAGAGGAGAAUUGCAACAAGAUGGUGCUUGGGGAGAUAACAAAUAAUCAUGAUCUUUCAGUUCAAGUGCUUGAGAGUUUAAAAAUGGAGCUCGAAAUUAAAGUCACAGAUCUGGAGAAAGAAUUGACUGAGAAAAGGACUGAGAUAGCCAAACUGGAGGAUAACUUGCUAACCAAAGAAGAAGAAACCGGGGUUCUAAGGCAGGUGCACAAUGAAUUAGAGGCUCAGUUUUCCGAUCUACAAAGGGAAAAAGUCGAGCUAGAAGAACACAUGGAAAUUGUGCUAAGAGAAAGUGAGCUCACCACCAAGUGUUUGAAUGAUUUGCGAAAUGAUUUAGUGGUGCUUAGCAGCAGUGUGGAUACACAUGUUUCUACCAAUAAGAUACUUGAAAAGAAAUCUUCAGAGCUUGAAGCUGAUAAACAUGAACUGGAACUUCACUUGUCUGAGCUUCAACAACAAAACACACAAUUAUCAGAACAAAUUUCUGCUGUAGAAGUUCAGCUAAGAUGUUUGACAGAUGAAAAGGAGGCUAAUCGAUUAGAACUAGAGAAUUCAAAAUCUUAUUCUCAGAGUCUCCAAGAUGAGAUCAGUACCUUAAAAGUUGAGAUGGAAUCUGAUAAAGUUGAACUGAAGCAGAAAUUAGUGGACUUGCAAAGUCAGUGGUCAGAAGCUCGAGAAGAAUGUGAAUUUCUGAAAAGGGAAAAUCCAAAGUUACAAGCUAGUAUCGAGACCCUCAUUGAAGAGUGCAAUUUGCUGCAGAAAUCAAAUGAGGAGCUGAGAACACAAAAGCUGGAGUUGCAUGAGCAAUCCACCCACUUGGAGGCAAGGUUGACUGAAUCUCAGGAGCGCUUUGAAGAUUGCUCGAGAAGAGUUGAAGUGUUGGAACAAGAUUUAUGUGUGAUGAUGGAAAGCAUUGCCUCAAAAGAGAAAAUCCUAAAUUCAGAAUUAGAUGCACUUCGUGAUGAAUCCAUCCAACAUUGGGAGGAACUUAUGUCGGAACAGAGCUUGUUGAAUAAGAUGUAUUUGGAGAAGGAAAUUGAAGCUGAGAACCUUCAGCAAGAGGUUGAACAACUCACCAAGCAACUCUCUGAGAUUCAUAAAGGAAGCGAAGAACUAGCUUCAGGUGCUUUGCAGGAAGCCUCCAGAUUACGAGCUGAGAAGGUAGAUCUUGAAUGUGCUCUGCAAGAGGUUCAGUCUAGAGUGAUACAGGCUGAGAAUGAACUCAAUAUUAUGAGAACAGAAUAUGAAGAGAAGCUACAAGGCCUGUCAGUUGAUCUUACUGCUUCUAAACAGCUCCAGGAAACAAUGAUGGCUGACCAUGAAAGGCUAUUGAGGCUGUUGGAGAAUUACAAGUCAAGUGAAGCAAAAUUGAAGACUGCUGUGAACAAUCUGGAACUAAAGCUUACAGUUUCUGAUUAUGAACAACAACAACUGGUGGAAGAAUCUACCAAUCUGAAGGUUCAACUGCAAAAUUUAAUUCAUUGUCAGGAUCAAUUUUUGGCUGUUAAGAAGGAGCUUGAUGUGACUAAGCUUGAGAAAGAGAAAUUGGAAUCUCUACUGGAUGCUCAACUGGAGAAAUUAACUCAUUGUCAGGAUCAAGUGUUGGCUAUAAAGACUGAGCUUGAGGCGACCAAGCUUGAGAAAGAGAAAUCAGAAGAGCUAUUGGAUUCCGUGUCUGAGGAAUAUGAAUAUCUGAAGGCAGAGAAGAAUUCAUUCCUCGAGAAGAUUUCAACAUUGGAUAUGGUCUUAUCUGAAUUGGAGGAUUGCAAACAUAAUAAAGCUGUAUUGGAGAGGAAAAUUCUGCAGAUGAAAGGUGAUCUAAUUGCGAAAGAGGCUUUAUGUGCUCAAGAUGCUGAGCUGAAGAAUGAGCUCAACCAGUUCAGAAGAGCCAAUGAGCAGUAUCAGCAAAAACUACAGUUACUUGAGGAGGAGAAAGAUGUGUGCCGAAGAAGAUCUCAAUCCCUUGAACAAGAAUUGAAGCUAAUUAGGGAAGAAAAACCGAACCAGAGGGAUCUAAAGUCAAGAAGCAGUACUAAAGUUACUGAGGAUAAGAAGCUCUCAAAAAGUGAAAUGGUAAAGAAUACCAGUCAUCGUCGUGAUAAUAGAAGGAAGCCUCUAGUGAAGAAUGAUAAGGAUGAUAAUGGAAUUGACAGCCGUGAUGGGAGUCCUCGUGAUGUUACAGUAGACCAUGGUUUGAAGAUUAAGAUGCUUGAGGAUGAACUUGUUAAGGCAAUGGAAGCAAAUAACACUUAUAAACUUCAACUUGAUAGGCUAGUACGACAAAACCAUGCAGAUGCUCAUCAAAAUUCAAAAGCCGAAGUAGUGGCAAAAGAUAGAUUUGAACGCUCGAAAUCAUCUCUAGAGACAGAACUGAAAGAGAUUCGUGAGCGCUACUUGAGCAUGAGCCUGAGAUACGCAGAGGUAGAAGCUGAACGUGAGGAACUAGUGAUGAAGCUCAAGCAAUCCAAGAGUGGAAAAAAGUGGUUCUAAAGAAUCUACUGAUGCCAUCCACCACUUGUUUCAAAUGACUGAAUGUCAUUUUCGUGAGUCUACCUAUCUCAGGUAGCUUUUAACACUUUGAUCUUUGUAUAUCACAGUUUCCCGUCUUCUCAUGUAAGUUGCUUAGUAUAGCUUUUUAGAGGUGAAUAUGCUUAGUAUAGCCACAGGUUGUAAAACUAGUUGUGCUAGCUAACAGUGUUGAAAAUCAAAAUAAAGAAGU